GCUAUAUGUGCUCAAAGUACAUUAAUGGGCGGGAAUAAUGGAGCUGAUCGUUUUGAAAAAUAAGCGCAGAAAACGAUAAUGGGAAAAAAGCUGAAAAGUUCUCCAUUCUCAGUUUCUAAGUUUCCACCCACAUGCACUUUGGGUCCAUUUUUCCCUUUUUAGAGCGGAUUGGACUUCACCCACCAGAAACUUAAAAUUCGGAAUUCAAAUUUUGUUCUAGUGCCUUGAGAUUUCAUUGUCAUUCAACUGUCUUUUUUGGGUUUCUUUCGGCUUCUGAAAUCUUUGUUUUCCAUUCUCAAAACCCAAAUGUUUUGAUCUGUUAUCUUGAAUCUUCGACUCAAUUCUUGCCAGCUUGCGGAGAUAUUUUGAAAUAUUGAGAUGGAAAAGAGAAAAUGGCUAUGGAAAAGGAAAUCUUCAGAAAAGGGCUCAGGCGAAACUGAAAGCUCAGAUGAGCAGGACACAACAAAGGAAUCUCCAGAUCAUCACCACGAGCAGUCAUCAAAAGUUACUUCAAAUUCUGCUUCCACAGACGAUGAAGUCCAGGAAAGUCUAAAAUGUCUGACAGCGAAGUUAUCAGCAGCCCUUGUUAAUGUUAGUGCCAAAGAAGAUCUUGUUAAGCAGCAUGCCAAAGUUGCUGAAGAAGCUGUUGCAGGCUGGGAAAAGGCAGAAAAUGAGGUAGUCACUUUAAAACAGCAACUUGAGGUAGCAGAGCAACAAAAUGUGCAACUUGAUGGAGCUCUUAAGGAAUGUGUUAGGCAGUUGAGAAAUGCCAAAGAUGAGCAGGAACAAAGAAUUGUAGAAGCUAUAUUAGAGAAAAACAUGGAAUGGGAAUCCAGCAGGGGUGCACUUGAGAAAGAGCUGGCCGAGCUCCGGUUAAAAGCAGAGGUUUCAGAACCUGUUUAUCCUUUAUCUGCCGAUCAUGAUACUCUCCAGAAGCUUUCACUCCUAGAGAAAGAGAAUGAAAAUCUCAAACUCCAACUGCUUUCUAGAACCAAAGAGUUGGAAGUUAGAACGAUCGAACGGGACUUGAGCACCCAAACAGCAGAAACAGCUAGCAAACAGCAACUUGAGAGCAUAAAAAAGUUGGCCAAACUUGAAGUAGAGUAUCGAAUACUUCAAGCACAGUCUCGCAAGUCAUCUACAGAUAGCCGAUCUGAAAGUGGGGAGCAACUCAAAAGAGGUGAAUGCGAUCCAAGUGGCUCAGACCGUUGGGUUUCGGCACUUAUUUCCGAGCUUGAUCAAUUCAAGAACGAUGAGUCUUUGUCAAAAAACACAUCAGCCGUAACCGUAGAGAUUGACAUUAUGGAUGAUUUUCUUGAAAUGGAAAGACUUGCAUCGUCACUUGCUGAGAGCAAGAAGGAAGCUGCUGACGAGUCAGCAGCAGCUAAUGGAGAGGAUGCUUCAGCAGCAGAGUCCCAAAUUAUGAUUCAACGAGUGGAAAAGUUAGAGCAGAAGUUAGAGACGAUUGAAGCUGAGAAAAUCAAGUUGGAAGGUGCAUUACAUGAUACGCAGGACGCCCUUAAGACAUCUCAGUUUCAGCUUAAGGAUGCAGAGAUAAGGUUGGAAGUGCUGCGUAAGGAGCUAGAUGAAGCAAAUGACUCCAAAAAAUCUCUAGAGUUUCAACUCUUUGGUAUGGAAGUAGAGGCACAAAAGGUGUCUGCAAGCGCCGACUCUUUGAAGUUAGAAUUUGGAAGUGAACCGUGCUCCUGGUGUGAAGAUACGAAACAGAAGUGUCUGGAAUCUGUGAAUGAGAGGAAAAGAAAAAGUGAUGAUGUUGAACUAAACCAUCCUCCAGGUUCAUGUUCAAGUGACAAACCAAAAGUAAAGCAGGAAGAUUUAGCUGUAACUGCCACAAGCAAGCUUGCUGAAUGCCAGAAAACGAUUGCAUCCCUUGGAAGGCAGCUCCAAUCACUGGCCACAUUGGAAGAUUUCUUGACAGACGCUAGAAACCUUCAAGCCUCAAGUUCUCGCGGGGUUGGCUUGUGGAAGACGCAUUAUGAUGAGACAUUUAACCAUAAACUUGAUUCAGAUCCUAUGGGAAUUUCAGAUCAGAUUUCAACCCAUUCCAUGAAUGGGAACUACGAUGAAUCUCCAGCAUCUUCUUCAUCAUCUAAUUCAUCAACAAAUCAUGUCAGCAAUUCCAGAGGAAGGAAUGGCUUUGGAGAAGAAGAUACUAUUUCAAAAGCUUCUAAAUUGUUAUAUCUUCUUAGCAGAGAUGCAGACAGAGGUUUAGGAGUGGGAAUGUAAGUUUGACUAUGAAGUCUUAUUGUUGUUGGAAAGAAGAGAAGAAACUACAAAAGGGCACCGAAAACAAAAUGUAUACCAAGUUAGAUUAUCGUACUGGUUGUAAAGCGAUGUUACAGUUUUCUAUUAGUUGUGAUGGUGAAUGGACUGUCUCAAAGCAUAUUAUUGAUCACAACCAUGCUUUCUGUGCAAUUGGUCAAAGACACCUACUGAAAUCACAUAGAGGCGUUGAUCGUGAGUAUCUUGAAUUUAUUAUGUUGAUGAAGGAGAGUGGAACAAAGGUUUCAGAUGUUCACAUGAUGCUUCAAAAACAGGCUGGUGGUGUUAGUGCUCUUGGAUUCACGAAACGUGAUGCUUAUAACGUUCUAGAAUCUGAAAGAAGUAAAACGUUUGAUGGUACUGAUUCGAACACUUUGAUUGGUAUAUUUAAGAAAAGGGCUGAAGUGGAAUGUGAUUUUUUCUUUGAUUUUGAGUUGGUUGAUGGUAUACUGACUUGUUUUUUCUGGAGAGAUGGUCAAAUGAGAUCUGAUUAUGAGAGGUUUGGAGAUCUUGUUGUGCAUGAUACAACUUACAGGACUAACAAGUAUGAUAUGAUCUGUGGUCCAUUUAUUGGUAUGAAUCACCACUGUAAAAAUAUAAUGUUUGGUUGUGGCUUUAUUCUAAAUGAAAGGGUGGAGUCUUUUGUUUGGUUAUUUCAGACUUUUCUGAAAUCUAUGGGUGGUAAACACCCUAUCAGUUUCAUGACAGACCAGUCAUUUUCCAUGGCAACGGCUAUCAAAUCUGUAUUUCCUGGGGCGAGACAUAGACUCUGCACUUGGCAUAUAGAUGAGAAUUCAAAGAAACACAUCAUGCAUCUACGCAAGAAGAUAAAUUUUGUUUCUCUUUUUGAUUAUGUUGUCAAACGAUGUGAUACUGUUGCAGAGUUUGAUUUCUAUUGGAAUGAAUUGAAUACAGUUUAUGAAUGCAGUGACAACACAUGGUUGAAGAGGCUGUACAGUCAUAAAGAAAAGUGGUGUCCUGCUUUUUCGAAGGAUUACAUCUCUGGUGGUGUUUUAUCCUCUCAAAGAAGUGAAUCUACAAAUAGAUCUAUAUCUAGAAGACUUACCAAGACUGCAACAUUAUGUGAUUUUUACAAAAUGUUUUGUGAUGUUGUUGAUGAAUGGAGGUUAGAUGAGAAUGGUCGUGAUUUUAGAUGUUCUUAAGGCACCGUUGAGAUGGUAUUGCUACAAGACACUUUGUUGACUCAUGCGAGAGAUGUGUAUACCCUUGAGAUUUUCAAAGUGUUCCAAGAACAAUAUUUGAAGGGUAUGUCACAUUUUUUUAAAUUAAUCUCACAGAAUUGUCAUGACUAUGUGUAUCAUGUUUGGUUGAAUGGGGUAGAUAUGAUUAGACACAGUGUUACUUUUAAUCGGCAUGAAAACACAGUGACAUGCACUUGUAAGAUGUUUUCUGAAGUUGGCAUUUUUUGUAGACACAUUUUGCGUAUAUAUAACGUGCAUUGUGUCAAAUGUAUUCCCCAAGUUUAUAUACUCUCUAGAUGGACAAAGGCUGCCAUUCUGCCAAAUGUUAAUCUUUCUGUUACGCACGGAACCGAUAUUAUGUCUGGCAAAAUAUUGGAAGAUUCUGUUUGGAGAGUGCAAAUGACUAGGAAAUUCAACUCAGUAUUGAGUGCAAGUGCUGGUUUUCCUGAAGCUAGACGAGUAUGUGAUCAAGGAUACGAGUCUAUUAAACAUUUUUUAGAUGCACAAAGAGAUGCUUCUGUUGUGGAUGAAUCUGCUUCUAGGACAAUAUUGGAUCCUCCACGGUCUCGUUCUAAAGGUCAGCGAAAUACCCGAAAGAGAAGUAUUGUUGAGAAACAGUGCAAAAUAGUCAAAGCUCGCCGUUCAAAAUCCCAAAAUGUUGCCUCCAAUUCAAAAGCAGUUGCUCAAUCUGUUGUACAGGACACUGUUAAUUUCAUGGUUCCACAAGGUUAUGUACUUGCUCAUCCAAUUGGAGGAAUGACGUCUUUAAUGCAUGUGUCUGGAUCUCCACAAGUUUUUGCUCCAUACUUCAUGCAAUCCAAUGCUUUGAACCAAAUGCAGAAUUAGUUAUAGUCACACAUGUUUGGAAAACCAAAUGCUUUGAGGAGUUUACAUAUCAUAUUGUGAACUUUUACUUUUGUUGCACCUUGAGUUACAUUUGAUUUUAUAGAAUUUAUAUUGUCUUUACAGUUUGUUUACAUGUCAUACAGCAUUGCCAUAAAUACAAUACGCAAUCAAGUUUGUUUACAUUUAUUUAUAUUACAGAAUGUAAUCUGUGCAGUCACAGCUCAGUAACAGUAGUUACAUUGUUUUUCCCUUCAGUUACAUAGUUCUUUAACGUGACUUACAUUUGUUGUA
Molecule: messenger RNA, 4622 nt
Organism: Cuscuta europaea
Lineage: Eukaryota; Viridiplantae; Streptophyta; Magnoliopsida; Solanales; Convolvulaceae
Source: the annotation of a GenBank genome assembly